AUGUCCUCAUUCUCCGAGCAGUCUCCCCAGUUCAAUCCACCGCCGUCCGCACAGCCUCGCAAGUCACUGUUCGGUGGCCCCAGCAGCGAUGCCGCGCAUCCGCCUUCUCAGCCGUCACAGCGAUCACUAUUCGGUGGGCCGAGCGGGUACGAUGGCGCCGCGGAGUCACGCCCCGUGCAGGAGCCUGUGGCUCGCAACGACACGCGAGACGGGGACGACUAUGAGAUCGACGCCAUGAUGGGGCAUCAACAACCCUUAACGGGCGAUUAUUCCUCCGAUGGCGACAGUUUUCCCGGGAGCGAUGAAGAUGACGACGAGCUGGGUUCGGAUAUCGACGAUCACGAUACGGGCAACUCUAAACAGCCACAAACAGAUCCGGUCUACGGGGGACAAUCUAAGAAAUUUGUCCUUGAUCGAGGAAAGGAUUUACCUAUGGGAUCUAUGCGCCCAAACCGCUGGAUGGGAUCUCGGUCUACUUAUAAGAGAGUAACCGCGAAUGACCGGGGCGCUGCCGAUUCGAUAAUCAGGAACCGAGCGAGGGAUCUGGCUUCGCACCUCUAUAAUGCGCAUGCUAUCCGCAAGAGAGCGGACAAGCAAGCACCAUUGAAUAUCAAACGAUGGGUCGCGUGGCCUAUGCCGGCCGAGAAGGUCCCGCGAGUCGGUGAAUUUAUCCACAACCAGCUGGGUGAUCCAGAUACGUGGCGCAUGCCACCUGAUCCCCGACCUAGUGCUGAACUGGAAGAGUCUAUUAUGGCAGCGAUGACGAGGACUGCCAAGGAGAGCUUCCAAGCCCGCGAAUGGGAGCUUACAGAAGUGAAAAAGAGCAUGGACUACGAUGGCAAAAUGGACAGCGAUCCCGAAGACGAAGAUGAAACACCACUGCGGCCGGUAGUACUGGCCGACGACGAUCAGGCUCGGCAGCAUUUACGACCGCUUUCUCGACAGGUCAUCUCACGUCUGGACCGUGUAUUGGUUGGACUUCAUCACUCGAUGAAAGGGAAGAUUGGCGAAGAGUCUACCAGCGAGUCCUCCAGUGAUGCUGACAGCGUCAUCUCGCCGGCCUCCAAGUCGGUCAGGAGCACGAGCAGGAGUCAGUCGCGCGGCCGAAACCGAGCUCGUCGGAAUCUUCGUCAAGAACAACCGUCCGGCAGCCGCAGUCAACACAUGGCUUCAGGGAAUGAGGCUCAGGACGAGAGUAUGCCCGAGACGUCUCGUUCCCGCGGCCGGUCUCGCUCCCCCAACAAGGCGAACCAGCGGCAAUCCUCAAUCAUCCGCAAACAUCAUCUGCGUGAUUGGAGUGAGGUGAUGGGUGUCGCAUCGAUGAUCGGCCUCCCCUCCGCCGCCGUGAUGCGAGCCUCCAAGCGAUGCACUGAGCUAUUCGGCGAAGACAUGACAUUCCGGACGUUUCACGAAGGACGCAUCAAAGCCCAGGCCGCGCGCAACACCCGAUACGAGUACACCGACUACACCUACACCGAGAGCGGGGGUGAGAUAGAGGGGACGGGUCUGUCCAGCCCGCCGCCUGCGGACCAGCAGCCACCACAACGCAAGCCCAGGAGUCGAGCACGGCGACCUCGGUCACGUCUCCCAUCCGCCCCAGCACCGGAGCCGCUGAGUGCGGAAUUUGUCCAUUCCGACCAGGAAAUGGAAGUAUCAACACCGUCGGUUCCCUCGCAUGCGGCGAAGGGCAAAGGGCCUCAUCGCAAACUGGAUCUAGUGUGCCCCGUGAAGAAGUGUCCGCGACAUACCAAUGGGUUUUCGAGGACGUGGAAUCUCAACCUCCACAUGAAGCGGGUCCACCCGAGUUAUCGCGCGCGAGAGCCGUCUAACCGGGCAGAGCGAUCGGUCAGCACGGCGAGUGCUUCAGCGAAUGUCUCCGUAGUGGUGGAAAUCCACGAUUAA
Messenger RNA from Penicillium riverlandense, 1902 nucleotides. RefSeq lists its product as uncharacterized. Lineage: Eukaryota; Fungi; Ascomycota; Eurotiomycetes; Eurotiales; Aspergillaceae. The coding region runs from base 1 to 1902 and encodes 633 amino acids. The transcript has a single exon. The record is from RefSeq and is a predicted model, not a curated record.